This is a messenger RNA of Penicillium longicatenatum, 2520 nucleotides long. RefSeq names its product putative sterol glucosyltransferase. Gene Ontology annotation, molecular function: hexosyltransferase activity; UDP-glycosyltransferase activity. Lineage: Eukaryota; Fungi; Ascomycota; Eurotiomycetes; Eurotiales; Aspergillaceae. The transcript is spliced from 6 exons. Gene Ontology annotation, biological process: carbohydrate metabolic process. The coding region runs from base 1 to 2520 and encodes 839 amino acids. The record is from RefSeq and is a predicted model, not a curated record.
AUGUCAGAUCGAUCAGGAGACAGACCUGAUCCGGAGGACGUUGAAGCUACGCCCUAUUCACCGUACGAGAAUGAGCUGAUAGCAGAGUCAGGCCGAGUCCAGGGCGAUGGUCGCGUUAAGAUCAAUCUCGACUCAACAGUCGCAAGAGCGAUUGCUGAAAGCAUCAAUUACCAGCAAGAACUUCGCCGGGAGUCCAGCGAUUAUGGCCAGAGAGUUGCCCAGGCACGAUCAUUUAAUUUAAAACUAAACAUAGUGAUCCAAAUUGUGGGAAGCCGUGGAGAUGUGCAGCCGUUCGUCGCAUUAGGAAAUGCCUUACAAAGACAUGGUCACCGUGUCCGUAUCGCAACCCAUGGCGUUUUUGCCGAUUUCAUUCACAGUUCCGGACUGGAAUUUUUUCCUAUCGGUGGGAAUCCAGCAGACUUGAUGGCAUACAUGGUCAAGAACCCUGGCCUUCUUCCUCAGAUGGAAACUCUACGAGAAGGAGAAAUCUGCAAGAAGAAGAUCAUGAUUGGAGAGAUGCUGGAAGGGUGUUGGAGGUCCUGUGUUGAACAUGAUCCAUAUACCCAGGAACCAUUUGUGGCAGAUGCUAUUAUCGCUAAUCCGCCAAGUUUUGCACAUAUUCAUUGUGCUCAGGCGUUGAGCAUUCCUACUCACUUGAUGUUUACGAUGCCCUGGAGCAGUACCAAGUCUUUUCCGCAUCCUUUGUCUAGUUUGACUGCAGACCCGGAGUAUAAGGGCCUUGAUUGUUGGGCCUCUUAUGGUGUAGUGGAAUGGCUUACAUGGCAAGGGCUAGCAGAUGUGGUGAACAAAUGGCGCGCUUCGAUAGACCUUGGCCCGAUACCGACAACCGAGGGACCAAGCCUACACGAGGGAUUGAAGAUUCCUUUUACUUACUGUUGGUCGCCUGCUUUGGUACCGAAGCCACAAGACUGGCCAGCUUAUGUUGACGUCUGCGGAUUCUUUUUCCGAGACCCUCCAGAAUACGAUCCUUCGCCCGAGCUUCAGGAAUUCUUGUUACUAGGCACGCCUCCAAUAUACGUUGGCUUUGGGAGUAUCGUCGUGGACGAGCCCGAGAGAUUGAUAAACACUGUUCUAGAAGCGGUCAAGGCAAGUGGGGCGCGGGCAGUCAUCUCCAAAGGCUGGAGUAACAUGAACGGAGCUGAAGACGAAAACAUCUUUUACAUUGGAGACUGUCCACAUGAAUGGCUUUUCCAGCAUGUGGCUGCUGUGGUCCAUCAUGGAGGAGCCGGAACCACCGCAUGUGGAUUAGUGAACGGAAAGCCAACUGCUAUUGUACCGUUCUUUGGAGAUCAGCCGUUUUGGGGUGAGAUGGUCGCCAAUGCCGGCGCGGGACCAAGACCUAUUCCUCAUAAGGCUCUCACUAUUCAAAACCUUACAGAGGCGAUCAAAUUUUGUCUUACACCAGAAGCUACAGUCGCCGCACAAGAACUUGCCCGCAAGAUGCAAACUGAAUGUGGUGUUGAUGAGGCUGUCAAAUCAUUUCACCGCAAUCUUCCGUUGGAACGAAUGCGCUGCAUGAUCAUACCAGAUCAGGUUGCAGUGUGGAAUUAUAAGAAGAAUAAGAGGAGCCUGAAUCUGUCAAAAAUGGCAGUACAGACAUUGAUUGAGUACUCGAGAAUAGACACCGAAAAUCUCCAAUGGUAUGUGUACUUGUCCGAUUCCUAUUACCAAACAUAUCUAACAGGUCGAAGCCAUGACAUAAAUCCAAUUACGAUCGAGAACCGUCGGUGGGAUCCCUUGACCGGCGUCAUUUCCGCUGGUAUAUCCACAGGUACUCGAAUGUUAAAAACAAGCACCGGCAUGCUCUACGAGCCCUUCAAAGAGCUUAGGCGAGCCAAAUCAUCCCCGGCAUCCGAGCGAAACCAACCCAUCUUCGGAUCAAGUGAGAAUGUAUCAUCACUACGUUCUACAUCCACAACCAGCCAAACUGGUAGCGAACGCGCCACCAGUCCCAGGAGCCCUUUAACAACAGCUGGAGACAUGGCUGGAGCAUCACUAAACAGCUUUGGAAAAUUCACAACGGGAUACUUUAAGGGCGUUCUCGUUGAUAUCCCGACCGCAGCAGCCGAUGGAUUCCGACAUGUAUCCCAGGUAUAUGGAGACAAGCCCAAGGAAUAUGGCACUGUGACGGAUUGGAAAUCCGGUGCCAAAGUCGGUAGCAAAAACUUCGUCGGUGGCAUGAAAGAAGGCAUCACGGGUCUAGUCAAGCAUCCUUGGAAAGGUUAUCAAGAGGACGGUCGACAAGGUGCCUUAAGGGGGUUAGCGAAAGGUGCAAUUGGGGUCGCCACAAAAGCAUCAUCAGCUGGAAUCGGGAUAUGGGCUUAUCCCUCGCAGGGCAUUGCGAGGAGUAUUGAAGCAAAGUUCCGAGGAAAGACUCGCAAGGCAGUUGUCGUUGCACGGCUUAUGGAUGGCUAUGCUCAGACUAUUGAGAUGCAGCUUUCGGAGGAAAUGAAGCAGGAAAUUGUCCGGGAGUUUGAUCGGCUUAUGGGACUGGAUUAG